UUAACAGCAAGUGUUCCGUUGCAGGAUGACAGCAUCCCUCAGAUCUCUGCUUGAAGAGGAAUGCUUUCUCUCAUGGAUCCCCCCUUUCUUCCCCCUAAAGGCACAGCUGGGCCUUUCACUGUAAGGCUUUUCUAAGGGAGUUUCUGCCACUGACUCACACGCCUGACUAAUGCUUUGGAUCGCUGCGGCAGCUCCCGGCUGUGGCUGCAGGUCAUGUUUGCAGGGAGGGCAGACUGUCCUCUGAGCUCUGCUGCUCAUCCCAAGGUACAUGGAGUGUGCUGCUUCCCAGGCACCAGGCUUUACUGGGGACAAACAGAAAAAGAAAAAUGUUUGCUACUUCUUUCAGUGAGUAGCGGUCUUCUCUUCCAGUUAAAGGAGCAAAUCUGGUGUGAAAAUUACAGCUGAGUGUUAAUAAGCUCGGCCUUACUUUCUUUUGGGUUGUGGAGAGAGGGCAUUGGAUGUAGUACAGGUUAUGCCACGACCAGAUGGAGUUUGGCCUUGCUGCAUUUCUCCACAACCACACCCAUGACACAUUCACCAGAGGGUUCUUCCUGCUGCAAGGCCUGCGAUGCAGGCUGGAUGCUGCCCGCUGUAGUCACUCACUGGAAUCUAGCACUCGAGUUCAGUAGGUUUUCUUUCUUAUGUGUGCUUACAGAGGUGCAUCUAUCGCAGAGGGCGGCAAACUUUUGGGAGAGAAAAAUGGAGGCUAAAAUGAUCAGUUCCCCUCCUGUCUCCACCAUUCCAUAGCUGUCCGAGGAAUCCUGCAGCUGCUUGUACUGUAAUGGGGUGCAAGGAGAAGCACUGCAUCAGGGACUGUGUAUGAAUCACCUAAUCAAAAAAACGACAAACAACAGGAAACUUUAUCACCGACCUGCUGUGUUCUGGCAGUGUGCCUUUGGUUACUGCUGCUGGCAGUUAGCAGGUGCUGCAGCUGCAGCUCUGUACCUUGUCACGGUGUUCCCUUUGCUGGCCGCGGUGCAGCAAGGAGCUGGCGGUGUGCAGGACAGCAGGUGUGUGCUGCAGAGGUAUGGGCGGGAGCUCACUGCUUGGUGCUGAGCUCACACCUGUAGGCAGAGCUGUGUUUCCAGCGUGUUAAUGCGUGUUGGAUUGCUGUUAUCUCUGUUCAGACAACUUUUUCAGUUAAGGUACUUUCUCUAGGAAUUGCUGUUACAAUUGGGGAAGCGCUCGAUGUUGAGUUAAGGGAAGGAUGAAAUCUGCUGCUGAUUGUUUGAUCCAGUCUUUAGAAACGGUGAUGGGUGCAGACUACUCAUGUUCCGUCUUUUGUAACUAGAUCUGCUCUGUGACUGUUGGCUAUCAAGAUGGACUUUUUUUUUCUUCAAAAAGAAGUUUUGAAUUUAGAGUCUUAAGCUGUUGCUGUUUCUCAGAAGUCCCAUCUGCCCAGGGAAGGAUACAGAAUAUAAUGUGCUUUGUCUUUGAAUGCACUGAAGGAUGAUCCUAUGUUCUGCUCUGGAAGCAGCUGCUGUGGAAGUCUCGUUGUCACUGAUCUGUGUAUCUUUGCAAGUUGAAUAGGAAAGCUUAUCAGAUUUUGUCAUUUUCCUUCCUCCUUCCCCACCAAGCAGUAGGAUUUGCACAUCUGACAGUCUCAGAGAAAAAUGACAAUUUCAGCAUUAAAGUCAAACCUUACAAAAACGCUGUUUUGUUUGGCUGGGGGAAAUUGUUCUGCUGCUCUGCACUGCAGUGUGUUGCCUUGUUUUUCUCACAGCAUAAUAAUUUAGGAGGGCAGGAACACAUUCUCUGCUGUGGAAACUGAGUGGGAAGGAGCCUUGGAAAGGAGUUUGGGGGAGUGCUUUCUGCACGGGUACGGUUCUGCAUCCAGUCUGCAAACAGGUUGAACUUGGUCUUAGAUCAUACUUCUGCUAAUAUGGUUAAGUAGGAGGACUCUCAUGGGAUGGGAGGACUGAAAGGCCAUCAAAUCCAUGCUGCAGAGCCAAGCUGCAUUAUUUACACGUAGAAACAUCUCUGGGAUGUAAAUAAACAGUAUUAGGUACUUCCUUUCUGACUUUCAGUAGCAGGGAAAAACUAAAGACCUUGAAGAAAGUUGCCUGCUGCUCCUUACUCUGCAGUAACAAUGCUGCAGAGAUGAGAUUAUAGCAAGCCCUUCCUGUGUGGCCUCCAUGGGUCCCACUCAACUCAGCACACAGGACCAUGGGAAGAGGGUGGCAAGUGUAUUUGAGAUGGAGGAGGAAGGCCUUUCAGUCUUCUCUGGCUCAGAGAACCCCCCUAAGCAUGCAGAAAACCCCCCGCUGAAGCGGAAGAAGGGCCCGGCCCCCAAGAUGCUGGGAAAUGAAGUCUGCAGUGUGUGUGGGGACAAGGCCUCGGGCUUCCACUACAACGUGCUGAGCUGUGAAGGCUGCAAAGGCUUCUUCCGCCGCAGUGUCAUCAAGGGCGCCCAGUACGUCUGCAAGAACGGCGGCAAGUGUGAGAUGGACAUGUAUAUGCGGCGCAAGUGCCAGGAGUGCCGGCUGCGCAAGUGCCAGGAGGCAGGCAUGCGGGAGCAGUAUGUUCUGUCUGAAGAGCAGAUUCGGCUGAAAAAGCUGAAGAAGCAGGAGGACGAUCAGGCGCGGACAGUUGUGGUGCGUCCAAACCCUCCACAACCACCAAGUCCUUCCCACCAGCUGACACCUGAACAGUUAAACAUGAUUGAAAAGCUUGUGGCUGCUCAACAGCAGUGCAACCAGCGCUCGUUCACUGACAGGAUCAAAGUGACGCCAUGGCCCCAAGUCCCUGACCCUAAUAACCGUGAAGCAAGGCAGCAGCGUUUUGCUCACUUUACAGAACUUGCAAUUAUCUCUGUGCAAGAGAUUGUGGACUUUGCCAAGCAACUACCUGGCUUCCGGGAGCUCACGAGGGAAGAUCAGAUUGCUUUGUUGAAGACAUCUACCAUAGAGGUGAUGUUGUUGGAGACAUCUCGGCGCUACAAUCCAGAGAUUGAGAGCAUCACUUUUCUGAAGGACCUGAGCUAUAAUCGGGAUGACUUCGCCAAAGCAGGUCUGCAGUUUGAGUUCAUUAACCCCAUCUUUGAGUUCUCAAAGGGAAUGAAUGAGCUGCAACUCAAUGAUGCUGAAUAUGCACUUUUAAUCGCCAUCAACAUUUUCUCUGCAGAUCGACCGAAUGUGCAGGACCAGUCCCUGGUGGAGAGACUACAGCACACCUAUGUGGAAGCCCUUCAUUCAUACAUUUGCAUCAAUAGACCAAAUGAUCACCUGAUGUUUCCACGGAUGUUAAUGAAGCUGGUCAGUCUUCGGACACUAAGUAGUGUUCACUCUGAACAGGUGUUUGCCCUUCGGCUGCAGGACAAGAAACUUCCUCCCCUGCUCUCAGAAAUCUGGGAUGUGCAUGAGUGACCGCAUGCUCCCAGGGCACUGAUGUGCCGACAUAACGCCGUGUCCCAGCCUUUGCUAACGAGAAGCCAGCCUCCCCUCUCCAAAGCACUGAACUCUGGGCUAGGCAGUGCAGAGAGUGACGAGCUUGGGGUUUCAAUGUUGUAAUGAGACUAUGCAGGAGGCAGCUGGGGUAGAUCAGAUGAUGGGGGUUGGUUUUGAUGUAGUGCCCACACCCCAAACGAAUAAUACGAAACAUCUGAAAACGGUAGAAAUGAAGACUCUCCACACACAUACACCUCUUUCUUCAGUCUCUUUCUCUUUUCUAAGCAUGUCCUGGGGAUUUGCUAAUCGAUCCUUUCCUCUCUCGUUGAUUAUGAAAAUGAAUUUGCAGGAAUUUGCCAAACCCUCUCUAUUGAGAGUAACCCAGCUCAAAAGGCUUAUGCAGGGUUCCCAGUGUACCUGGAUCUGAGGAGCUCAGGGAAGUCAGUGUGUAUGUUCUAGGGGUUUCACUGGGUUUCCUAUAAAUAAAAAUAUCUUCUAUGUGCUGCCCUUUGCAAGGAUUUCAAGAGAAGUAGCUGUUAUUUCCUUAUAGUGAGACUUCAUCUCUAGAGGUGCCCUUUCAUUCUGGCCUUCCUUUGGAAAGAGGAUUCCUCUGAUGUUGGAGCUAAAUGAUCUUUAAGGUCCCUUCCAACCUAGGCCAUUCUGCGAUUCUAAUGUGUAGUGCCCUUUGUCUAACAGGGAAAUCCUCUGGGUAGGGAACAUUUGUACACCAGAAAAAUGUCAGGCAUAAAGUAGAGAAUUUAUUUUUUUUUUAAUGUAAUAUAUCACAAUUCUAUCUCAUGCUCAUUUGCAGCCAGUUCUCUUUACCUUUGUCUUGCUAACAGCUGGAAAACUUCAGUUCAAAACAAAUCAGGGCAUAGAUUUUUUUCUGUCUUUAGGGGUGGAAGAGAAGAGAGAAAGGUGGGAAGGACUGGUACCUAGGCAAGGUAGGUGUGGUGGAAGGAUCUCCAAAACUUGCAAGAAUUUGGAGCAUAUGGCAUGUGUUCCAAGGUGAGUGUGAAGAUGUAUCGGCCAAGGAGAGAGGACACACUGCUCUUAGUGAAAUAUGUGGGCAUUGCACAAGCUGUGGGCUGCACAACUCUCAGAUCGUGGGCUGCAGGAAUAUUGAGUGUUACUUCCUCUGCUUGCAUCUUCUUCCUCAUGCCAAAGUCUUUCCAAGGUACUUUCUCAAAGUUCCAGUGGUUAUGAUGGGAUAUGGAGGUCCCUGCUGUAUGAGGAGUGCCAACUGCUUUAGAAGGACACUUGGGUCCUGUAUCCUUCCUUCACGUUGGGCGCAGUGAGAGCCACGCUGGAUUUAUGCCCCGCAUUCUUAAGUAUCCACAUCCAUAAGUAUUCUGGGACUUAAAGCAAUACUUGUCUGACAAGAGAAGCAUACUGUUCCAAAAUAUGUUCCUUAUUUACCAAGAAACAGCAUCUUUAGGGCUGAUCUCAGAGAUGUAACCUGAAGUAUCCUGGUAGUUUGGUCUCAUGAGUCUUCUCUGUCAUAGGGGUCUGUUUGCUUGCCUGGUGAGCAUCCCGAGAGCCUACAUUCACAUGGCUCGUGUUGGUUUUUUUGUUGGUUUGUUGUUUAUUUUUGGCUGUGUAUCUGAGCGCUAUGCCCGUGGUGAGGGUAUUGUGUCCAUUUUGCACUUGAGGUUGGUCCCUUGCCACUGGCCUUCACUCUGCACCUUUGUAAAGCACUUGUAACAAUCCGUAAAAUAAUCUGUUGUUUUUUAUAACUCAUUGCAAUUGCAAAAAAAAAAAAAAAAAAAAAAAAAUCUUGUUUAAAUCUGUAUUUUUAACUAAUCUGUUUGAGAAAUGUUAAUGUUUAUAUAAAAGAAUAAAGCCUAAUACAGGAUUUC
Messenger RNA from Lagopus muta (rock ptarmigan), 5245 nucleotides. It is a transcript of the gene NR1H3, whose product is annotated as nuclear receptor subfamily 1 group H member 3. The record is from RefSeq and is a predicted model, not a curated record. Lineage: Eukaryota; Metazoa; Chordata; Aves; Galliformes; Phasianidae. The coding region runs from base 2136 to 3365 and encodes 409 amino acids. Gene Ontology annotation, biological process: positive regulation of transcription by RNA polymerase II; negative regulation of transcription by RNA polymerase II; lipid metabolic process. Gene Ontology annotation, molecular function: RNA polymerase II cis-regulatory region sequence-specific DNA binding; nuclear receptor activity; zinc ion binding. The transcript has 10 exons.